Messenger RNA from Spodoptera frugiperda (fall armyworm), 5865 nucleotides. RefSeq names its product transmembrane protein 165. Gene Ontology annotation, molecular function: calcium ion transmembrane transporter activity; manganese ion transmembrane transporter activity. The coding region runs from base 209 to 1198 and encodes 329 amino acids. Gene Ontology annotation, biological process: Golgi calcium ion homeostasis; calcium ion transmembrane transport; manganese ion transmembrane transport. The record is from RefSeq and is a predicted model, not a curated record. Gene Ontology annotation, cellular component: Golgi apparatus. Lineage: Eukaryota; Metazoa; Arthropoda; Insecta; Lepidoptera; Noctuidae. The transcript is spliced from 6 exons.
UAGCUGUCAAGUCAAUGUCAAGUUCUAAAGAAGUGAAGUGAAACGUCAGUUUCGUCUAGUUUAUUUCGAUUUCGAGGAAAAAUGUCCAAUAUAUUAUAGAAAACGCGUAUUGAGCCGCAGUUUAUUAUAACCGCUAUGAACUAAAGUUAUCUACGCAUUAUUUUUGUUAUACAGUUUGGGUAUCGACUUCCGAGUUUAUUGAGAAAAAAUGGUCAAAAUGCUGAAGAAGCGGUCUGUCUGCCUGGCGCUGGCCGUGUUCCUGGGGACAGUGGCGGUAUCCGUGGCACAGGGCCAUGCUCCCGUGCCGCCAUCACCAGACCCUUCUCCAGCUUCCACUACACCGAGAGCAGCGAUCCAGGGCAGUUUCCUGCAAGGUUUCCUUGCCUCCCUUUCCGUGGUGGUAGUCUCGGAAUUGGGAGACAAGACCUUCUUCAUAGCGGCUAUUAUGGCUAUGAAACAUCCGAGGAUCAUAGUCUUUGCUGGUGCCAUAUCUGCACUGGUGUUCAUGACAAUACUAUCAGCUGCCUUCGGAUGGAUAGCCACGGUCAUACCUCGAGUCUACACCUACUACGCAAGUGCUGUGUUGUUCGCGAUAUUUGGUAUAAAAAUGUUAAGGGACGGUUGGAAAAUGGAUCCCAACGAAGGCCAAGAAGAAUUAGAAGAAGUACAAAGUGAAUUGAAAAGAAGAGAAGAUCAGGAAGCGCAAAAAGAGCGUUCGAAUUCCCCUGACGCGACGUCGGUGGUGACUUCUGGCACCCAAAGCCCGAGGCCUCCGACCCCCGAAGUGGAGAGAGGGCGAGUGUCCCCCGCGGAGCCCGUAGCGGGCAGCUCGGCGCAAUCAGAACCGCUGAGGGAAGAAAAAGAAGAGACCUUAGACAUGUUAGAGCAAGGUCAAGUGGAGAAUAGGCGGCGGAAACGAAACGCCGUGUUGAAGGUGUUACUGCAGGCUGCGUCACUGACCUUCUUGGCUGAGUGGGGGGACAGGUCUCAGCUUGCUACCGUUGUGCUAGCGACAAGGGAGCAUGCGGUCGGCGUGGUGGUCGGUGGCUCCCUUGGCCACGCGCUCUGCACUGGUCUCGCUGUGAUAGGCGGCCGCAUGGUUGCUGCCAAGAUUUCUGUUAGAACUGUUACCAUAAUCGGUGGUCUAGUGUUCCUGUUCUUCGCCGUCAGUGCCUUUUUCAUUGGGCCCGGUGAAUAAACCCUAGUUGUAAUCUACGUGUAAGUGACAAUAUAAAGUGUACAUUGUUAAUAUUUUAGCUUAUAUAGACAAUCUCACUUUGUUUAUAUGUAUUUAAUUGUUAAACGUUGAAGUAUUACGUAUUACGUGGGGCAACACUAUGUUAAAUCGUAGUAUUUUAAAAUGGUCUUUUUUAACACAUUGAACGCCGUGGUGGUCACCGGUGACCGGAAAAUUGAAUAGGUAUUGGUCAAUUCUUCAAUAUUAAAAACUGCUUAAUGUCAAUUUUAUUUCUACACAUAAAAAUUACCUGUUGAUUGAAAAUCUGGUGAAUAUAAUGAUCGUUUUGCAAUUAAAUGACUUCUAUGGAAUGUGGGCUAUUUAUUAAAUGUUUUCUGGGAUCUCAUCUCCUUUACUACAUAUUUACAUCUGGAUAUUUUCAACUCGGUCUUAAAAUAUUGAAGCAAAUUAAUCCUAUUUUUUUUACAAUACUUCGAUAAUUCAAAUCGAUACUAAUUAACAAAACGUUUUCAAUUAAAAUAAUCGCGAAUGUCAAUGGUAAUUAGGUAUUUACGAUGAUUUCGCAUUCAUAUCUGUACGUGUGGAACGCAUGUUGAUAAAAUUAAAUAUCUUAUAGAUAGAUAGACAGUUUUAUUUUUCGAGGGACUAAAAUCAUUCAAUGACUUCUCCCGCCUUGUGUGAAGCGAGAGGGAGUGUCAGACUCUUACUGACUAAAAACCACCCCGUUCCUACUUCUGCUUUAAGCCGAAGCCCCGGUAACAUGUCAGGUCGUCCGCAGCUCCGGAUAUAUAGCUACAGUUAAGAUAGUGUUGUCCUACAACCCCGGGAUUGUCGAUAUCGAAGUAUCGAUACAAAUUGUAUGUCUUCUUCACUAGUUAUCGAUAGUAAUCGUUGAGACGUGCUCUGAUAUUAUGUUUAGAAUCUCUUUACGCUUUUAUUUAAUAUUUUUAUCAAUUGGGUUGUGUACUUAUAUUUUUAUUCUAUAGACCUUAUUGUCUACGCCAUAAAGCGGAAUAUGCUAACUUUAUAAUGAUUUUCUAAAACUUCAUGUGGAUUUUGUCGAAGUAAUAAUAUACAGAUUUUAAUGACGAAGGCUGGGCAACUGGCCGUCGUGCAACGUGUUGCGGGUUCGAUUCCCGCUCGGUAUAACUCUUUAUGUAAUCCACAAAUUGUUGUUUCCGGUCUGGGUGUCACGUGCAUGUGAACUUGUAUGUUUGUAAGCGCACCUCAGAUACGAGAGAAAAUCCUAGGGUGGGGCAAAGUUGCUUUAAAAAGAAUAAAAAAACUGAGUGGUUUUACCCAAAUAUGUCUUGUAAUUUCAACCAUUAAAAAUUACUUUGUCUUUGUUCAAACUACUUUUACAUAAAUAUAUUCUUCUCAUACGCAUGUAUAUCGGAAUACCUAACAUAAUAUGCGUCAUAUAAAUAUAGGCAGGUAUGUACCUAUAAUACUAAGGUAGGUACUUUCUACGUCAAAGAAGUUCUUAAUCUUCCCCUCACAAUCUUAUCAACUCAAGUAUCCUUUAAAAAAAAAACACUCUUGAAGACGACAUACAAUUUGUUUCCUUACAACCUAACAAAUUAGAUAUAUUUUUCAAUAACAAUUUGCGUGAAGAUUUUUUUUUGUAUAGAGAUAUUAUGCCAACUAAGAUUGUAAAAAAACAGUUAUUUUUUUAAACUGGCGUCUUAUGUAUAUGAAGGUAUGUAUGUAUAGGUUAUAUAGAAUGUGUGAGAGAGAAAAAAGAUCAAUGGUUGAGACAAAAACUAGAUUUUUUUUUAUUAUUUUAAUGAGAUUUGUUAACGGCCUUUUAACGUAAUUAAUAAUGUAAUGAAAAUUGACUUAAAUGAAUCGGAAAUUAAUUUUAAAUUGAUUAUGGCGAUUAUAUUGGUUAUAAUAAGACUUAAAAUCCUGAGUAUGCCACAAUAGUCCCGAAUUUAAAGAUUUUUGUGUUAAAUUGAAAAAAUCUUUGUUUUCACUUUAAUUCUACAAUAGUUAAUAUUUGUAGUCAGUUUAAAAUAUUUAAAUUAAUGAUAGAACCAAAACGGGAAGGUGCUUCUUCAUACACAAAAUACUUAUUAGUAAUAGAAUUUAAUACAAAAAAAAUAUGAGAUCCAUAAUAAGAAAAAUGAUGAAAUAAGUAAUUGCCAAAAGUUAUUUUUCUAGCCUAGAAUGAAUGUUAUUAUUAUUAUAGAUUAUUAUAAUUAUAUAAUAUAAAUAAUUAGCUAAAAUAUAUAUUAUUAUAUUAUGUAAACGCUUAUAAACGCCGGGUGCGUUAAAAUUAUCUAAUUAAUCGUUUCGUGUAGAUGUAAACUAAUGUUUUUAUACUUGUCUGUGAUCUUGUAUGUAUGCUAAAAGUUUAUUUUUUAAAUACACAGUACAAUAAAAAUGAAUUAAAAUGCAUUUAAAACAAUAAAUAGUCGAAAUUAUCAGUUUUAUUGCACUUUGGUUUUAUAUUAGGUCAUAAUGUAACCUCCUAUUCGAAUUAAUUUAAAAAUAUUCCCUUAGGGUAAGCGUCCACACGUCCGCAUCGUACGCAUCGUAUGACGUCAUCGGUACGCGUCGCAUGUAGUCAUUGCUGAUGAUGCGGUCCGUACGAUGCGGAUCAGUGGACGCAGUUGUAUGAGUUUCUAUACAAGACAAACUAAAAUCCGUUGCGUACGAUGCGGGCCUGUGGACGCGUACCUUUAUUUAGUGUUUCGUUGUAUAAGCAUAUAGUCUUGUUUAAUUAAAUGUUUAUAUUUUAGGGAUUUUUCAUUUUAAUGUUUUUUAAGGAAUAAAUAAUAAAUUUUACCCAGUGUAUGAUUAUACACUUGCUCUGCCUACCUCUGCAAGGAGCAAGAGGGCGUGAAUUUAUAUAAACCCGCUUAUAAUUAGGUGUUGGAACUUUAGAAAUUAUUCGAAAUUCGUAUAAUUAUUUGUGUCUGCCAUUAUGCCUUAUGUAAUUUAUAAUGGUCGUUUUCUGGAAUUAUGAUUUUGUAAACUUGUCCCGAGUUCGUUUCUAGGGUCGGGCAAAGUAUUUUGAGAAUACAUAAUGAUAAUAUGGAGCAUGUAGAUGUGCCCAGUGCAUAGAAAUAGGUUUGCCCUCCCCUAUAAAAGAGACAUAACAUACCUCACAAAAUUUAAAAAUGUAUUGUACAUUACACUGCCAAGCCCCUCUGGAACUAAAUGUCGUAAUGAUAUUGUAAUAACUGUAAAGAAAUUAAAUAUAUUCAAGACUCAUAUUUUACAUGCAAGAAUAAUGUUAUGACAAUACAUAAACAAUUAAAUAGCUUGAAAAUAUAAUAGUGCUGAUUUUUGUUAUGAAUCAAAUCAAAUAAAUAUUGCUAUUCAUUUCUGUUAGAACGCUAUAUUUUUGUGCCAAUUACCAUACUGUUCUCUAAAAAAUAUAUAAACCAAUUUUAAGACUCACUAUUACAUUAAACCUGUAUUAUGAGUUCCAACAAAUAACAUAACUUAGGGCUUAUUACGAGUUUGUUUUACGUUCAACGAGAGCGCGCUCUGAUUGGUUGGUUUAUUUGAGUCGGCCAAUCAGAGCGCGAGCGUUAUUGAUCGAUUUCAUUAAACAUAAAGUAUAACUCGUACUAAGGGUGCUCGUGUUAAGUGGGUGUUAAAUAUUAAUGACUCGCCUCUAUUACAUAAGACUAUAGGACUCAUAAAACUGAUAAAAAUCUAGGUAUUUAUCUGUAUAAGCACUGAGUUAAAUUCUUAAUCUGGUUGGUAAAUAAGAAAAUUAGCACUAUUAUAUUAGGCUACAUGUUAGUAUAGUCUAAAUACUAGAAUAAUAGUAAUAAUGACCAUAUUUCACCACCAGUGUCAAUUCAUUAGAAUUUAUAUUUUCUAUCUUUCAAUAUUUAAUAGUAUAGUUUAAAGAAAUCUGUUAUAAAAUGAAAUAUGUAAUUACGUCUUGAAAUUCAAUUGUCUUAGCUACAAAACCUGUUCAAAGAAAAAUGUGGUUAAUGGUAAUAGUACUUAGGGUCAUUUUACAUUGAAUGAAUCUGAAGGGUAACUGUGAUUUGAUCUUCCUACUUCAUAUUUGUGACACAUUUGGUGUAUUGGUGCAAAUGUUGGUGUUGUUAACUGCUAAUGUAAAAUGGACUUUAUUUUGGUAUGAGUAGAGUAUAUUUUGUAAUAACUAAAUAACGCUAAUGUUUGUAUAAAUACGCCAAGCUGGUGUGGAAAUUGUUUUGGGCAUCAUUUGUGAAUUAAGUAGUUUUGAUAGAUGCAAUAAUGUAGAAAACAAUGAACAACUAUUUAUAUAAACAUACUUCAAUUGUAUAUUUUAAGUUUCAGGCUCUUCGUAAAACUGAAAAUUAACUGUGUAAAAAAACAACAUUAAAAAAUUAUGUUUAAUUCAAUGCGCGAGAUCAACUUUCAUCCUUUUUGUAUUUAUUACUUUUAAAUUGAGUAAAGUUGCCCAAGCGCAUACAUGUUUAAUCUGUGCUAUUUUAAUGUUGUCUGUGGCACUCAAAAUGGCGGGAUACGUCAAAUGGUCAGCCAUUUUGUGGGCGGUUCCAUGUAUAGUAAUGUUUAUGUAAUAUAUAGUUGAAUAUAUAAUUUUAUAAGUACAAAACAUUGUCAACCGGAAAAUCACAUAGAUUGCUUCAUACUUGUUGAUUAAAAAAAAAGUAUUAUUUUUUAAAAACGAAAUAAAAUGUGUAAAUAAUGUA